Messenger RNA from Pygocentrus nattereri (red-bellied piranha), 4061 nucleotides. RefSeq names its product low density lipoprotein receptor-related protein 11 (gene lrp11). Gene Ontology annotation, molecular function: protein binding; serine-type endopeptidase inhibitor activity. NCBI's taxonomy places the organism in Eukaryota, Metazoa, Chordata, Actinopteri, Characiformes, Serrasalmidae. The record is from RefSeq and is a predicted model, not a curated record. The transcript has 9 exons. The coding region runs from base 198 to 1910 and encodes 570 amino acids.
CGCGUGCUCGCGGCGCUCGCGCAUCCCCCUCCUCCGAGGACCAGAGCCGAGUUUGUUCACCUGCCGAGCCGCGCGCUUUGAGGAAAACGCCGGUUUGUGUGCGCGCGCGCGCCUCUGUUCGGGUAUAAACAUGGCUUUGUGCGCGCGGAGACGAUGCUGAUACGCAGGGCGGCGUCCGUUACUUUCUUCACAGCGCCAUGAGGGAGAAAACCGUCGCGCGCCUCCUCGCGCUGCUGCCGCUGCUGCUCUGCUUUGUGCUCUCGUCGUUUCCGGUGAGCUCGCGCGCCGCGCGCUCCUCCUCUCCGCUCUCGGACCUCAAGAACAAGAUCAGCGGCGUGGAGGAGCUGCUCGAGGAGUUCCGCCAGCAGCUGCAGCACGAGGAGCAGCCGUACGCGCGAGCGGGGCAGCAGCAGCAGCAGGAGGAGGAGGAGGAGGAAAGGGACGAUGAAGAGCAGCAGGCCGGAGGAGGCACGUGCCUCGGCCACUUCGACGCCGCGGAGUCGCGCAUCAUCCGCGCGGCCGCGUCCAUCGAGCGCGGCGCCACCUUCCUGUCUGCGCCGAGCGGCGCCAGCGGCCCGGCUGACUGUCUGCGCGCGUGUUGUGCCGAGCCGCGCUGCACCGUGGCCGUGGUGGUGCGCGAGGAGCGCGCGGCGCUGCGCGACGGGCCCCGCUGCUACCUCUUCAACUGUACGUACCGCGGCGCGAGCGUGUGUGCGUUCUCGCCGCAGCGCGGCUUCACCGCCUACAGCCGCAACGGCACCGCUGCCGCGCUGAGGAGGCCCGCGGAGGAGAACGAGGAGGAGGACGCAGGCGGAGAGGCGUGGAUGAGGGAGCUGGACGAACCCCCUCGUAGCGAUGCUGGACAGGAUGUGGUGGUCCAGCUGCCUACAGACUGGGCCAUACUGGACGGCAGGGACAGCAUUGAUGACCAUGGCAUCAUGCGAUAUGAAUGGGCACUCGUUAAGGGAGAUUCCUCCGUCAACAUGAAGGUGACUCACCCAGGUCUGCUGAAGCUGAGCGGACUCAGAGAGGGCGUCUACACCUUCCAGAUGACCGUCACUGACGCCAUCGGGCAGAGGAGUUCGGAUAACGUCUCUGUCACUGUACUGGCUCCUGAACAUCAUGCAGAAGUAUGUACUCGUCAUUGCUCACGGUAUCAGUUCAUGUGUGACGACGGCUGCUGUAUCGACAUUAGUUAUGCAUGCGAUGGCAAGCAGCAGUGUCCUGACCGCUCAGAUGAAGACUUCUGCAGGAACUUUGAUGGAGGUCGUAAGGCCGUGACGCAUGCGUCGAGCUCUCCCGUUCAGAUUGGAGAAGCACGAGAAUCAGAGGGCCGAGCCAUGAUCCCUGCAGAACCAGGCAAUACAGAGGCCCCUGUCCAGACCAAACAGCAAAAGCCUUCAGUCAGCAAAGGUCCCUGUAUGGAGCCCCCCGUGGUUGGCCCAUGUAGAGGUGUUUUCCCACGCUGGUAUUAUGACCCUGCAGCCAAAGAGUGCAAGCAUUUCUUGUAUGGGGGCUGCAAAGGAAACCGUAACAACUUCCUGCAGCAGGUGGACUGCAUGACUGAGUGCAUCCAGAAACCUGCUCCAGUAGAUCGGCAAGCCACUGCGGCUCCUCCCACCACACAGACAAAUACAGCCACCAAGCCCCCCAGCUCUGAAGCCAAACCUCAGAAUUCUGCAUCAGUUCCUCAGAACCCUCAACCAGUAGCUAAAGUUCAUACAGUCCUGGGGGGACAGCCGCCCCCUGAGUCAGGUGCGAUCCUGCCGCUGGUUCUGGGGGUGAUUAUCAGUGCUCUGCUGUUGCUGAUGGUGGCCUGCAGACUGCGUCUGGUGCGCCACAGGAUGAAGAAAGCUCGGCCGCUCACCACAGAGGAGUCCGAUUACCUCAUUAACGGCAUGUACCUGUAGCAGAACACACGCCUGUCCAUCAAACCCAUACAUACAGCUGAUGCAGUGUGCAUUUCUGAGUGUGGAGGGAUACUGAACAGCUGUAUUUGAAAACAUUGAAUAUCACUGAUAUAUAAUACUGUCCAAAAUCUUACACAUUGAUUCAAAUAUCAGUCUGAUAUUGUUUUGAUUUUGGUUGAUCAGAAAAGGUCAUCUUGGACAAUGCACAAAGGCAAAACAUGGAAUGAAAAGGAAGAAUCGUUUUGUACUUUUCGUUUUAGUUUCUCACCAUAAAUUUAAACGGUAUGCAGGUUGGUAACUCGGUCAAGUAUUUGGGUUGGAUUUGAAGAUGUGGUCACAUUAAAAACAUUCCAUCGCUCAAGAGAAAAGAGAUGUCUAUUUUGCGUAGUUAACUACAGGCUAGUUUGUUCUCAAGUUCAAAGAAAGCAGAAAUCCAAAUAAGAGUUAAAGAGGAAUUCCAUUGAUUUUUUUCAACAUUGCUAUAGAACUCAUGGUAACACUUCACUGUAGGGUGCUGGUCAUAAGGCUUUAUGACAUAUUUACACAAGCUUGUUGUGACAACUGACAUAACCCUACAUAAAUGUUUAUUAGUGCUUGUUCCAUAGGGCGUCAUUUGCUAUAAAUGUUACAUUUGCUACUUUUGAUCAAAAUUAGCUAAAGUAGUCUUUAUGACAGAUGACACCUAUUGAAAUAAGCAUUUAUAAGCAUUUAUGAAGGGUUUUGUCAGUUGUAUGUAGGCGUCAUGCAGCCUUAUAAACAGUACCCUACAGUAAAGUGUAGAUAAGAUGUAAACAAGGUCAUUCAGACUGGUUUGGUGUAAAAUUGUAGACUUAUUUCUUCUGCAACACCAAAUAUAGCCAUUAUUUAGUAUCCAAAAUAACCAGAUAACUCAAAAGACAGGUGUAUGUUUUUAUAUGGACUACUGAUAAUUGUAAAGUGGUGAUAAAUCUGGAAGUCUGGAUACUUUUGGGGGAUUAUUUCCCUGCAUGUAUCUCUCCAUCAUGAAAGGGUUUCACAGAAUACGUUUUAGGCCAAAACUUUAUUUUAAAACUACCAUAAAAGAACAUUUUGAAUGUCAGACAACAUAUUCAUAACCAUUUCAUGUAAGAGCUUUCUGUGAGGGAGCUUUUAGAGACUUUACAGCCUUCAGAACAUGAACGAUUCUGACUUUCUCUAGAACGAACCACAUUACAUCUAACUGAUCUGAAUAAUCUACUGAAUUAUUCAAAAUCCAGGUGUGGAGACAUGCAGCAGAUUGUAUUGUCUUGGAGUUAGUUGUUGGUUUCUCAGAAGAUCUUCUCUCAUUUUCAUUGUAAGAUCUUAGCAAUGUUAUUUCUUUGUGUCAGUGACGUAAUUUAGAUUUUCUUGCUGUUUCAGUUUGCACCAUUGGGGGGCACUGGAGAGCUGCUCUUAGAUCUGACUCCCUGAAUCUUGUUUGAAAAAUGAGUUAUGAUUUUUACCUUUCAUGCUUUAUUUCCAGAAUCGAACACACAAUAAAGUUAACAUCUUCCUGAUGAAAAUACCACUUUCAAACAAAAUAUUGUACUACUUUGUGAAGUUUCUGCCGUCCAGGCAACGUGUGACCUGCACUCCUGGGUCUGUAACACAUCUCUAAACAGUAACACCAGAAACACUUCAUCUACUGAUUUCACUCCUAAUGGAUUUUGAUCAUAUUGAGCUUAUAUCAGGUCUCCUGCAUGUGUGUGUGUGUAUGCGUGUGUGUGUGUAUGUAUGUGUGUAUAUAUAUAUAUAUAUAUAUAUACACACGUGUGUGUGUGUGUGUGUGUGUGUGUGUGUGUGUGUGUGAGUGUGUGUGUGUGAGUGUGUGUACAUAUAUACACCAAACACUGUCCAAAGCCACCACCAAUAUCAACCAAGAAAACAAGCGACUGUGUAGGACUGGGAUUGGGAAACUUUCUGAUCAGUAUGUGCUGUAGAAGUCUGAUUUCAGGACUGAUUUUUUCAUUUCUUUGUGAAUGUCUAAGAUUUUCUAAGUCCACUUGUGAUACCAAUGCUAUUCUUGUGUCAUCUGCUACUCAAUGUACUGUAAAUGUGUUGCUUUACUUCUGAACUGUAAACUAUGUAUGCAUAUCUGUGAAAAUGUCAGAUUAUAUUUGAAAAAAUACAUGAUUUAUGAUUUAAUUAAUGCUC